Messenger RNA from Carassius carassius (crucian carp), 2388 nucleotides. RefSeq names its product netrin-G1 (gene ntng1b). The record is from RefSeq and is a predicted model, not a curated record. NCBI's taxonomy places the organism in Eukaryota, Metazoa, Chordata, Actinopteri, Cypriniformes, Cyprinidae. The transcript has 6 exons. The coding region runs from base 43 to 1455 and encodes 470 amino acids. Gene Ontology annotation, molecular function: cell-cell adhesion mediator activity.
UCAUCAUCCUCUGCCUGCUUAUUAUCUAUCAGACUCCAUUUAAUGAGGCAUCAGAAGAAAGGUGCAACCAUGUACUUACUGCUAGUGUUUGUACUACAGGCCUUGUGGGUGAGUUGCUGCCAUGCCACACAGCAUUACCCGGCCUCAUGGGGGCACUAUGAUGUUUGUAAGUCCCAGGUUUAUGCAGAGGACCGCUUGGCCUGGCACUAUAUGGCCUGCCAGCCUGAGGCCACUGAUAUGACCAAAUACCUGACUGUCUCUCUGGACCCACCCAACAUUACCUGCGGAGACCCACCUGAGAUGUACUGUGCCCUGGAAAACCCAUAUAUGUGUAAUAACGAAUGCGAUGCUGAUACCGAAGAGCUGGCCCACCCGCCCGAGCUCAUGUUUGACUCUGAAGGACGAAACCCAACCACGUUCUGGCAGUCAACCUCCUGGAAGAAAUACCCCAAGCCCCUUCAGGUCAACAUCACGCUGUCAUGGAACAAAACAAUAGAACUCACAGAUGACAUUGUCCUCACCUUCGAAUCUGGCCGACCCGAGCAGUUGGUCUUGGAGAAGUCCCUGGAUUAUGGUCGUACGUGGCAGCCGUAUCAGUUUUAUGCAUCUGACUGUUUGGAUGCCUUUACUAUGGAGCCAAAAGCAGUACAUCAGCUGACCCCAAGCACAAUGCUAGAAAUCAUCUGCACCGAGGCCUAUUCAACAGGCUACGUGUGGAAGUAUGAUAAGACUGUGCGCUUUGAGAUCAAAGACCGCUUCGCCCUUCUUGCUGGCCCGAGACUGCACAACAUGGCUUCUCUGUAUGGGCAGCUGGACACCACCAAGAACCUAAGGGAUUUCUUCACCCUCACUGACCUUCGAAUAAGACUUCUACGGCCUGCCACCGGAGCCACAAUGGUGGAUGAGAACAACCUUUCUAGAUACUUCUAUGCCAUCUCAGACAUUAAAGUGCAGGGCAGGUGCAAGUGCAAUCUGCAUGCCAACAGCUGUGUUUUUGACAAAGGGAAGCUGGGGUGCGAGUGCGAGCACAACACUACAGGGCCAGAUUGCGCACGCUGCAAGAGACACUACCAGGGCCGAGCCUGGAGCAUGGGCUCCUACCUGCCCAUCCCCAAGGGUACUGCCAAUAUCUGUAUCCUGAAUAAUCUUGGCACCUCUGUUCGACCGAAUGCUUCUUCUCUUGGAGCAGCAAACCGAAAUCAAGCUCGAGUGUGUGACAACGUGCUCCUGCGCUGUCAGAACGGUGGUGUGUGUCACCACCACCAGCGCUGCCAGUGUCCGGCCGGUUUCGGCGGCAUACUUUGUGAGAAGGCCCAGUGCAAGGGUGACUCUUGCGAGGAUCUGCAAUCCAGCCAGCCGUCCCUCCGCCCCCUGUCCACGGCCCAGACUCUCCCGCUGGCUCUUCUAUCUCUCAUCCCCUCCCUGCUGGCCGCCCGGGGCCUUACAUCACUCUGAGGGGAAUGCUUUCGCCCCAAAGACUCCACGGGGGCUCCAAUCAUGACUUCCUGUUAGAGGACACACGACGACUGAAAGGAAAUGCUCCUUUGAUGUGGUGGGGGGGGGGCAUCUUUUUAGGAAACCGUAAAGUUUUCUAUUCAGUAUUAUGUCAAUUAAAGUUUGCCAGAGAUGAUGGAUAAACUGACAAAAUAGAAAGUGAAAGGAAAUUAACAAAAAAAAAAAGAAAAGAAAAAAAGAACAACAACUUAUAAAAAGCUGACACUAAUGACCAUUUUUGUCUUUAUUGAAAAUGUUAGGAAGAAAUCAAAUCAAUACACUGUUACACUGCUCUGAAGCCAUCCGUCAGAUAAAAUUCUAUCUCAAGCCUCAGAGCACAGAAACACUGCAAUACAUUUUUUUUUUUUUUUUGGAGACAAAUCAUCAAUGUGAAGAUGAAUCAAGAUGUACUUGUAGACUGCCACCUGAAUUUACGCACACACCAACAUGACUGGUUGUCAAACUUCUCACACUUUACCUUUUCCUGACCCUGUCUCUUCUUCUUGUAACUAUGUGAAGUCAUGUAAAAGACCCAUGGUGUAUGUCACACAACAACUGAACCAGAUUAUCAUUCAGAGCUGGUGUAAGAUCAAAUAUACAGUAACAUGAGAGUCAACUGUUGACAUUUUGUGCUGGGAUGUUUUAAUGUCAAUGAGAAUUAGAACAAGAAGAAAGACCCUGAUCAGCAACGUGACAUUUUGCAUCGCAGCAACAUCCUGUAGAAUUUGGGUUGGUCCUUUAUUGCCCCGAUGAAGUUGAAUAUUCCUGUUCAGUCGCUAAUCGUUUUGCUUAAAACAUAUGUUUGCAUUCUCACUGACCGAACUGUAUGAAAGGUUUCACCAAAGGGCGUUGGUGAGAAAUUCUUUGUUGCUUGAAGCCAACUAUGUUUGUGAA